CACCGUCGCUGGUAAAGUUUCCCGAAUUGCCGUUGAAGCCGUUGGUUCUCCCCGAUUUUUCGGACUUUAUUGCGGACUUUCUGGUGGCCGGGCGGCUGGAUUGUACUCCGAUGGUGGGCUAAGAGGGAAGCAUGGUGGUGAAUUCCGUGCACUGGUUCCGCAAAGGUCUGCGGCUGCACGAUAAUCCGGCGCUUCAGGAGGCUCUGAGCGGAGCGGACACGGUGCGCUGUGUUUACGUCCUGGACCCCUGGUUCGCCGGAGCCGCUAACGUCGGGAUCAACAGAUGGAGGUUUCUGCUGGAGUCCCUGGAGGACCUGGAUAACAGCCUGAAGAAGCUCAACUCCAGGCUGUUUGUCGUCAGAGGCCAGCCGACCGAAGUCUUCCCGAGGCUCUUUAAGGAAUGGAACGUGACCCGGCUGACGUUCGAGUACGACCCCGAGCCUUAUGGGAAGGAGAGGGACGGCGCCAUCAUCAAGAUGGCCCAGGAGUUUGGAGUGGAGACGGUCGUCAGAAACUCACACACCCUCUACAACCUGGACAGGAUAAUCGAGAUGAACAACAACAACCCUCCUCUGACAUUUAAGCGAUUUCAGAGCAUCGUGAGCAGGCUGGAGUUACCAAGGAGACCUCUGGCUCCCAUCGGCCAACAACAGACGAACGGAUGUCUCGGUAAAAUCUCCGACAACCACGACCAGCUGUACAGCAUACCUUCGCUGGAGGAGCUAGGUUUCAGGACGGAGGGAUUACCUGCAGCCGUGUGGAGGGGAGGAGAGUCGGAGGCUUUGGACAGACUGAGCAGAUACCUGGACAAAAACGUGUGGGUGGCCAACACUCGGGCGAAAACGUGUUCUCUGUAUGCCAGCCCUACAGGCCUCAGCCCCUAUCUGCGCUUCGGCUGCCUGUCCUGCAGGGUUUUAUACUACAACCUCAGAGAGAUCUACAUGAAGCUCUGCAAGCGGAGCAGUCCUCCUCUAUCCCUGUACAGCCAGCUCUUAUGGAGGGAGUUCUUUUACACCGCCGCCACCAAUAACCCAAACUUCGACCGCAUGGAGGGAAACCCCAUCUGUGUGCAGAUCCCUUGGGACCAGAACCCAGAGGCGCUGGCCAAGUGGGCCGAGGGCCGGACCGGUUUCCCCUGGAUCGACGCCAUCAUGACUCAGCUGAGGCAGGAGGGCUGGAUCCACCACCGGGCCCGGCACGCCGUGGCCUGCUUCCUGACCAGAGGCGACCUGUGGAUCAGCUGGGAGAGCGGGAUGAAGGUGUUCGAGGAGCUGCUGCUGGAUGCAGACUGGAGCGUGAACGCCGGCAGCUGGAUGUGGCUGUCCUGCAGCUCCUUCUUCCAGCAGUUCUUUCACUGCUACUGUCCCGUGGGGUUCGGCAGGAGGACCGACCCGUCCGGAGACUACAUCAGGCGUUACGUUCCCAUCCUGAAGGACUAUCCCAACCGGUACAUCUACGAGCCGUGGAACGCGCCCGAGUCUCUGCAGAAGGCGGUGAACUGCGUGGUGGGAGUGGAUUACCCCAAACCGAUGAUCAACCACGCAGAGGGCAGCCGGCUCAACAUCGAGCGCAUGAAGCAAGUUUACCAGCAGCUGUCCCAUUACAGAGGACUCAGUUUGCUCGCAUCGGUACCGACGAUCCAGGAGGAGGCAGAGCCUCCGAUGACGGACGAGUCUCAGACCAGCAGCGGGCCUGAUUCUCCUCCCAGAGACCUCACUGAAGUUGAAGCAUCUGGCUGCUCGACUGCUCCAGACUCCUCCACCUCAGUCACACAUCCAGACCAGGAGGACGCCUCCCAUCAUCAUCCUUUUCACUAUCACUGCACCUCCUCUGGCCAGCCGUCCUCUCCUAACUCCAGUCCGGCCCACAGUCCGGCCCAGCAGGCCAAACCCAGUCCUGCCUCCUCUUCCUGCCUUUUCGUUGCCCACAAGGGGCGACAAAGCCAAAGACAGAGAGGAUGUCAGUGCUGCCUGGCGGAGGAGGAGGAGGAGAGGAUGCAGGAGGAAGUGGAGGUGGAUGAGGAGAGGAUGGAGGAGGAGCAGACAGCGGCACUGCAGCAGUGACAUCAGGUGGACAGGUGCAGUUUCAAAGACCAGUCUGUAUUUUUCACCCAGCCAGUUGGAAACCAAGGAAGAGUCCCUUGGAUCUGUGGGGGGUGGGGGGGAACCCACACCUGAAAACAUGAACGCAAUGCAACAAGUGGAUGGAAGAAAAACAUUAAACCCCAGUUUGGCCAAAUUAAGACAGGAACUGAAGCACUUUGCGGCCACCUGUUCGUGCAAUGAAAUGACUGUCAUGUGGCCUAGAAACCUUUGAAGAAGCUGAAGCCAUUUAAUGUAUGUAAGAUGAGAUGAUAUGUGUAUUACCAUGUACAGCCCCACCUCCUGUUUUAUAAAGAUUUUAUAAGAGCAGAGGCUUUCUCUGAAGCACAGGCUUUGUUUAUAGACGGCGGCGUUUAACGUCGGGUUCAGGCUUCAUUAUAUCUCCUCUCCCUGGAUCUCGGAGGUGAAACCAUGGAGACUGGAUGUUUUUGAAUAGCAAACACAUCCAUGCCAUCUUUGAUGUCCUAUUGACUCCUAACCAACAUCGGUCCGCUUUGUGGCAGAUAGUAAGUGCACUAAAGCGCUCCACACCGAAGCAAUGCAAAGGUGCUUCAGAUAUAAUGAAAUGUAGGAGCUGAAAGACGAGCCUGCUUGCUUUUAAUCUGCAGAGUGGCGCCUGUUGGAUCCUAACAUAGCGUUUUAUUUGCCUCUGAAGUCGGAGCCAAGGUGUGGGGAUGAACGUCACACCUGAGUUGAGUUCGUUCUACCUGGAAACCUGAAAGCCGACGGGAUUUGCUGAUUGUUUUUGAGCCGAUGAAGUGUUUCUCUAACCGUUUAAUGAGCUUGAACGCUAAAGAACCGUGUUCACCAACGCAUGCUGUGCAGCACGAUUUGUGCCUCUGUUUUGAUGACGUACAGACUGUCAACAAUGCCAAUAAGUGAAUCCUGCAUCAUUAUGUGCACGGCAGCCAUGUUGGAUAUUGAUCUAGGGGACAGUUCUGACCUUAGUGGAGGUCCUUGUCGUAUUUUAAAUGUUAACUUAAUUCUAGGGUUGAAACAAAAUAAAGGAUAAACCCCAAAACACACGCGGCAAAGUUCCACGUAUCGGAACUGGAACCCGGGACGGCGGCGUGAGGACUCAGGCCUCCUUACAUGGGUCGUCUGCACUACCCCUGUGCCACCACCGUACCCUGUCAUGUAUGUUAUUUUCUAUUUUCCCCCCUUAUCAGAAGCCAGUAAUGAAAAAUCAGUAAUUACUUUAUUUUUGUUUUGAAACAGCACAUUUUAAAACGACAUACAAGUUAUUUUUUGUGUGGCCCAAAAACAGUUUUUUAGUUUUCUAUAUGUCCGUUACAAGCGUCUGUUGACCAAAUACGUUGUAGGUUUGUACAAUGACAGUAAAGAUUUAUCUUACUGCCAAAAAUGACAUUCUUUUAAUGUUUGAAAUAAUUUUAAAAUCAAGCACCAGACUUGCAGACUGCUUCUCCAAACAUUUGUCAAAGAACGGGUCGCUCUCAGGACUUUACAGAACUCCACCUGUGCAAAGCGUCCAGUUGUGCGAUUUCCGUGCUCCUAUAUCCUCAGUAAACUGUCAGCGGUGCUAAAAGGACGCCGAGUGCUCCGGCAAACCAAAAGAUUGUGGUGAACUCCAUGCUCCCAACUUUGUGGGAGCAGUUUGGAGACGAAUCCUUCCUCUUCAUUCAUGUCUGCACCAGAGAACAAAGCAAAGAGGCAUGAAUGACCUGGACUGGCCGUCACAGAGUCCUGAUCUCGACCCGAUGAAACACCUUUGGGAUGAAUUAGAGUGGAGACUGAGAGCCUGACCUUCUCACCCAACAUCAGUGUCUGACCUCAUAAAUGGGCUUCUGGAAGAAUGGUCAAAACGGCCCUUAAACACUCCUGGAACCUUUUUGGACUGCCUUCCCAGAAGGAAUUAAGUCAUUUAAGUUCAUAUGUGAGUCAAAGCAGAUGAGUGAAUACUUUUGGCGAUUAUAGUGUGUUUUGUGGCAAAUUAAACGUGAGAUGGGCUGGAGAAAGAGCGCCUCCUACAGUCACGUUUGUGAUUGUCGCAGAAAUAAAGGACACGUCUAAGAGUUUGAGGACCAAAUUUUUGUUUCUUUUUGGGGAUCAUUUAUCUUUGAAUCAUGAUUGAGUUUAAAAAAAAAAAAAAAAAAAAGACUAAUGUAUUUUAACUUAUUGUUAAAAACCAUCCUUUCAAAAGUUGCUGUUUUCUGAUGAGAAAAUUAAGUUACCAAAGCUACAACAUCAAAGUCACACCAAGUUUGUGAUUUUUUUCAUUUUUUUAUCUUCCUAAAUUGCCAUUUUAUUUAGCACAAAAUGAAGGCCAUAUUACCUGGACAUAAAUCCUUUUUGCACUAUUUAGUUAAGGAGAGAUGCUGUAAGAUCAGCCUUAUGGGAUGUUGGGGCGGUGUUGAGUUCAAGCUGGAUGAAAAUAUUUGAAAUGUAUUUUGUGUGAAAUUACCAGCAGAUAAACCCUGAUACCUUAGAGCCUUGUUAAUAUCCACGUUAUAUUAAACAAUGGAGUUUCUAACUGAGUCAUCAGCAAAGAAUCGCGCUGCAGCCUGAACCUGAUGUUACACUGCAAGUGUGCAGAUUUCUUUCUGCAUGAAGCUGUUGUGGCAUUUUUUAAAUCGAUCCAAUUUAUUUAUACAGCUCCAAUUCACAACACACAUCAUCUCAAGGCACUUUACCAUGUCACUUCAUCCUGCUCUGCUUGGGUUCUUGCUAACUCUUUGUUUAUAUGUACAUGUUUACAGUGAAUAUUUUAGGAAUAGCUGAUAUUUUUGCCAUAGAUCCUGUGGUUGUUCAGGGGGGGGGGGCGCAUGAACCAGAGAAUGCUUUAUCUGUAUAGCCGGACUGUAGAGUAAUAAAGUGUUCUUGUUCCUUAUUCUUUAUCUGUUUGUAUAUAAAAUAAAAGCAUUCAACUAUC
Messenger RNA from Fundulus heteroclitus (mummichog), 4992 nucleotides. RefSeq names its product cryptochrome circadian regulator 2 (gene cry2). Gene Ontology annotation, biological process: entrainment of circadian clock by photoperiod; negative regulation of DNA-templated transcription; circadian regulation of gene expression. The transcript is spliced from 13 exons. The record is from RefSeq and is a predicted model, not a curated record. Gene Ontology annotation, molecular function: FAD binding; DNA binding. NCBI's taxonomy places the organism in Eukaryota, Metazoa, Chordata, Actinopteri, Cyprinodontiformes, Fundulidae. The coding region runs from base 132 to 2063 and encodes 643 amino acids. Gene Ontology annotation, cellular component: cytoplasm; nucleus.